Falco peregrinus (peregrine falcon) is the source of this 1832-nucleotide messenger RNA. RefSeq names its product phosphomannomutase 2 (gene PMM2). The transcript has 8 exons. Gene Ontology annotation, cellular component: cytosol. Lineage: Eukaryota; Metazoa; Chordata; Aves; Falconiformes; Falconidae. Bases 1 to 744 code for a protein of 247 amino acids. Gene Ontology annotation, molecular function: phosphomannomutase activity. Gene Ontology annotation, biological process: mannose metabolic process; GDP-mannose biosynthetic process; protein N-linked glycosylation. The record is from RefSeq and is a predicted model, not a curated record.
AUGGCGCCGCCGCAGCCCGCUGCGCUAUGCCUCUUCGACGUGGACGGCACCCUCACGGCCCCACGCCAGAAGAUCACGGCGGAGAUGGCAUCGUUUUUGCAGGAGCUGCGCCAGAAGGUGAAGGUCGGCGUGGUGGGCGGCUCGGAUUUUGAAAAGCUGAAGGAGCAGCUGGGCGACGAUGUGGUUGAAAAAUUUGACUACGUUUUUCCAGAAAAUGGUCUUGUAGCAUACAAAGAUGGGAAAUUCCUGAGCAAGCAGAACAUUCAGGGUUACCUGGGCGAGGACAUACUUCAAGAUCUGAUCAACUACUGCCUGAGUUAUAUUGCGAAGAUUAAACUGCCAAAGAAAAGGGGCACUUUUAUCGAGUUCCGCAACGGGAUGUUAAAUGUGUCCCCCAUUGGAAGAAGCUGCAGCCAGGAAGAACGAAUUGAGUUCUAUGAACUUGAUAAAAAAGAAGGUAUAAGAGAGAAAUUUGUAGCUGAUCUACGAAGAGAAUUUGCAGGGAAAGGCCUCACAUUUUCUAUAGGAGGCCAGAUAAGCUUCGAUGUGUUCCCGGAUGGCUGGGAUAAGAGGUACUGCUUAGGAAUCGUUGCCAAUGAUGGAUUCAAGACUAUUUAUUUCUUUGGAGAUAAGACUAUGCCAGGAGGGAAUGACUACGAAAUUUUCACAGACUCCAGAACAGAAGGCCACAGCGUCACAUCCCCCCAGGAUACAAGAAGAAUCUGUGAAGAACUAUUUUUUUAGAUAAGAGUUUUAGAAUUCACACUUGCAGAACGGUUAAGACACCUUAAUAACUCAGAACCUCUUCAUUCUGUAUUGGGUUUUGUAAUUGGCCACGAAUAGCAAGCGCUUCCAAGGUCAGUCAGUACUGAAGGGAACGUUGCUGACCAGCGCAGUACAGCAGAGCUCCUUAGCACCGUCCUUCCACUGCUGCCAUUCACACACGUACCUGGUUUUCUUUUGGGGCUGGUUGUGUGUUUUGGUGGUUGGUGGAUUUUUGGGGGGGGGGUUGUUUUUUGGGGUUUUUUAAUGAGUUUUAAGUCAUGAGUAAACUUCCUUAGCUAAUUAAUUACACUUUGGGGGCUGGGGAACGGAUAAUCUGCCUAUAAUUGAUUUAUGGACUCAAAAGUGGCCUGCAAGGCUUUAUCCCUAGUUUUUAUUUUGAAGCUGCUUUUUAAAUGAACAUUUUAGAGUUGGUUGGGUUGGGUUUUUUUACAAUACUACCUUGUGGUAUAAAGACGUGUAUUAUAUGACAGCUGAGAUCUUGUUUAAAACUGGAAGAUGAGUAAAAAAGACAGGUUUUAUUUUUUUCUGGAGGGUGGGAAGAUAAAACUGAGCCAGAAGUCCCUGACCUCACCUCUGUUCCAGUGCAGGGUCAGAAGGUCCAUCAAGUUUACCGCCACCAGGAAGGCUGGACCAACUGGUGCUAGUUACCUCCUCAGUAUGGUUGUGGUGCCAAUGCAGUACAGUCCAUGGUACCUAUGCUUCUUGCGGACUGUUUUUAAAUCUAAAACCCAAAUAAUCUACAAAAAUUAAAGACAACUUGAGCAGAGUAGCAAAAUGUAUUUCUGUCACUUAUUACAUUUCUAAUUUUCUUGGUAAGACAUUAAGGGUAGAUGAGAUUUUAGUACUAAGAAAAAUUACCUAAACUAUGUUUCUAUUAAAAUCAAGCUGAAGCAUGACAAUCAGUGUAACUGUUAUUAUAACUAUUCUCAUCUUGCCUUAGGAAAGUAAUCUUGUGUAUGAACGGUUUAAUCAGUAAAGGAGAACAAAAUCUCAUUUUAUCAUGAAAAAUUACUGUUGCAGUUUGUCAUUUUGGCAAAUAAAACACA